UCCUGCCACAAAGAACCUACGCUCUCAGCUCCGAUCACCCAGCGGCGCUUCUGCUAACGGACACGUCAUUUACAGAAAGACAAAACUUCACAACACACCUCAGAACACACCUAUCAUCAAAAACACACCUGAACACACACCUCAGAACACACAUAUCAUCAAAAACACACCUGAAAACACACGGCAGAACACAUCUCAGAACACACCUAUCAUCAAAAACAGACCUGAAAACACACCUGAACACACACCUCAGAACACACCUAUCAUCAAAAACACACCUGAAAACACACCUGAACACACACCUCAGAACACACCUAUCAUCAAAAACACACCUGAAAACACACCUGAACACACACCUCAGAACACACCUAUCAUCAAAAACACACCUGAAAACACACGGCAGAACACACCUCAGAACACACUUAUCAUCAAAAACACACCUAAAAAUCAGAAGAGUGACAUGUCAGUCAAAAGCAAUUGGACAUUAACCACCGCCACUGUUGUACCCAGAACAAGCCCCGCCCUUUCUAAACCUGCCCUGCCCACUACCAGCCUUGUAUCCACAUCCUGGGAAGGAGUGGAGCCAGGUGUAUACGAUGUGACGUGUGAGGAGACAGUGUGCCCCCCCAACAGUUUCUGCAGUAAUGACUACAACAGUGGAGGAUCACGAUGUCACUGCAACCUCGGUCACCAUGGAGAACUCUGCUCUGAAGGUGUGUCGAUCCGGUUUCCGAGGUUUUACGGAUUUUCUCACAUGACAUUUGAGCCCCUAAAAAACUCGUACCAGAACUUCCACAUCACUCUGGAGUUCAAGGCGGACUCUGAGGACGGGCUGUUGUUGUACUGUGGAGAGAACGAACACGGUCAAGGAGAUUUCAUGUCCCUCAGUUUGGUGCGGAGGAAAAUUCAUUACAGAUUUAACUGUGGCACCGGGGCAGGGCAGAUCAUCAGUGACGGCGCCAUUGUGAUUGGUCGGUGGCACACAGUCACUCUGUUCAGAGAUGGAGUUAAUGGCUGGCUACGACUUGACAAUGAUACCCCUGUGUCUGGACGCUCACUGGGUCACUACAGCAAAAUAACUUUCCGCACUCCUCUGUUUGUGGGCGGAGCUCCCAGUGUUUACUGGCUUGUGAAGGCAGUGGGAACCAAUCACGGCUUUCGUGGGUGUGUCCAGAGAUUGUCAAUCAAUGGCAGAUACACUGAGCUGAGACCCUGGCCUCAGGGACAUGCCCUCAAUGGGGCGGACAUUGGUGAGUGCAGUACCAGUGUGUGUGAUGAGGUGGUGUGUGAGCACAGUGGAGUGUGUUACCCGACUCGUGCAGACAGCUACAUCUGUCUCUGUCCUCUGGGAUACACAGGAGUUCACUGUGAGGAGAGCUUCGUGCUGUCUCUGCCCCGAUUCAGUGAGAGUGUGCAGUCAUACGCCAGCGCCCCCUGGCCUCAGCACACACACUACUACCUUUCCUUCAUGGAGUUCCACAUCACCUUCAAACCCACCAAUCAGGAUGGGACUCUGAUCUACAGCCACGACGAGCACAGCCGUGACUUCUUGUCCAUUGUCCUGGUGGGCGGAGCUGUAGAGUUCCACUUCGACUGUGGCUCUGGAGCUGCCAUCAUCAGGAGUGAGCAGCCUGUCAGUAUGAACAUGUGGCACGAUCUCAGAGUGUCUCGUACGGCUAAAAGUGGCCUCCUGCAGGUGGACAGUCAGCGGCCAGUAGAGGGCAGUGCCGAGGGUGCAUUUACUCAGAUUAAGUGCAGUUCUCCUCUCUAUAUCGGUGGGGUUCCUGAUUAUGACUCCACAAAAAGCAGCGCAGGAGUGAUCAGACCAUUCAGCGGUGACAUUCAGAGAAUCACACUGAAUGACCGUGAGGUUCCCGUGGUGACGGGUCAUGUGGUGGGCGUGAAUGUGAUGAACACGCCCCACCCGUGUGUGGAGAACCCGUGUGCUAACGGAGGAACAUGCAGACCCAAACGAGAUGAGUACGAGUGUGACUGUACACUGGGGUAUGACGGAACACACUGCCAGAAAGAGUGUGGAAACUACUGCUUUAACUCGGUGACUGAAGCCAUUGAAAUUCCUCAGUUUACGGGCCGCAGCUACCUGACAUACGACAAUCAAGAGAUACUCAAACGGCUAUCUGGUUCUAGGACGAGUGUGUUCCUGCGCUUUAAGAGCUCGUGUAAGGAUGGACUGUUACUGUGGAGAGGAGAGAACCCGGGCCAAGCUCACACUGACUAUCUGUCUAUAGGCCUGCAGAAUGGAACACUUGUUUUCAGUUAUGACCUGGGCAGUGGGGCUGUGUUUGUGGUGGUUAAUGGAGCCUUCAGUGAUGGAAAAUGGCACAGAGUGAAAGCAGUCAGGGAUGGACAGAGUGGGAAGCUGACUGUAGAUGAUUAUGGAGCUGAGACAGGACGUUCACCUGGCAAGAUGAGACAGCUCAAUAUCAACGGAGAAAUUUACAUAGGUGGGAUGAAGGAGAUCGCUCUUCGCACCAGUCGUCAGUACCUGGCAGGUUUAGUCGGCUGUGUUUCACACUUCACUCUGUCCACUGAUUAUCACGUGUCUCUGGUUGAGGAUGCGGCCGACGGCAAGAACAUUAACACCUGCAGCAACUAACCUCAAACACCUGCAGCGACUAACCUCAAACACCUGCAGCGACUAACCUCAAACACCUGCAGCAGAAUGCUUUGUUCCAGUUUGUGGUAGAUCUCCCCUCUGUUCAGAAAUAUUUUAUUGCAGAACUCACCACAUGGCCACCUGACACUGAUCAUUAGGAUUCUGAUGAAGGUUCUAGAAGAUUAGAGGAAGAGAAGAAGCUCUAGAGAAGUUUAUAGUGACGUGGAGAUGGACUUCUACACUGUGAUGUGUGUUAAUCUCUCUCUCUGUCUCUCUCUCUGUCUCUCUCUCUCUCUGUCUCUCUCUCUGUCUCUCGCUCUGUCUCUCUCUCUCUGUCUCUCUCUCUCUGUCUCUCUCUCUCUCUGUCUCUCUCUCUGUCUCUCUCUCUCUGUCUCUCUCUCUCGCUACGUGACCUUCUGAUGUUUUUAUCACGGUGUAUAGAGUUAAUGUGAGAGAGUUUUGUGUAAAAUCUUUAUUUUUAUGCCUUUGUGUUUAAAACACUUCUCAGUUUUGCCAUUUAAAAUGUGACUUAUGAAUUUCUUUCGGAAAUAAAACAAAAACCAUCAUUUCACCCCAGUAUUUGGACUCUCUCUUCCACUUCUCGAC
Ictalurus punctatus (channel catfish) is the source of this 3223-nucleotide messenger RNA. RefSeq names its product pikachurin. The transcript is spliced from 16 exons. The record is from RefSeq and is a predicted model, not a curated record. NCBI's taxonomy places the organism in Eukaryota, Metazoa, Chordata, Actinopteri, Siluriformes, Ictaluridae. Bases 461 to 2617 code for a protein of 718 amino acids. Gene Ontology annotation, molecular function: calcium ion binding.